Hydra vulgaris (swiftwater hydra) is the source of this 1808-nucleotide messenger RNA. RefSeq lists its product as uncharacterized. Gene Ontology annotation, biological process: transmembrane transport. NCBI's taxonomy places the organism in Eukaryota, Metazoa, Cnidaria, Hydrozoa, Anthoathecata, Hydridae. Gene Ontology annotation, molecular function: transmembrane transporter activity. The record is from RefSeq and is a predicted model, not a curated record.
UUUCGUAAUCAAAAAAUAUAUAAACAAAUAACGUCGUCGUUCCUGUUGACAACAAUCUAGAUUUAACAAUUUAUGAUUAGCGAGAACACUAAUUUAUGAUUAGCGAGAGCGCUAAUAAAUAUAAUAACAAAUAUGGUAAAAGACAAGAAUAACAAUGAUAAUAACUUUAUUUAUUAUCUUUUUUAUUAAUAAAUUUGAAUAUGAAACACAAUGACAGACGGCUCCUGAAAAGAAAAUGUACAUUUAUAGCAUUUUCAUUGCAAUUAUUUGUAAUUGGAAUGGAAUACAGUAUGACCUUUUUGACAUUAUGGUCGUAUAUUAAUGAAAUGAUUAACACAAACACGCCAAAAAUUUAUUAUAGUGCUGUGUCCGUGUCAUACAUGCUGGCUUCUAUAAUUGCAACGCCAUUUGUUGGAAGAAUAGUCGAUAAAAGUCGAAAUGUUAAAGCUUGCUUCUUAACAAACAAUUUACUUAUGUUUAUAGGAAAUUUUCUUUACUGUCUUCAUUUUUCCCCUUACUUUUUAAUUGGAGGGAGAAUUAUAGCCGGCUUUGGUGGUUCGUUGAAAUCUGUAGUUUAUAGCGAAACAAUUCGAAUUUACUCUGCAUCUGAAACAAGUUCAAAACUGUCAAUUUUAUCAGUAAUGUAUAAUUUAGGAUUUACAAUAGGUCCAGUGUUUAAUUUAUUUUUUAAAAACAUAAACUUUUUUAUAGGCGGCUUGCAGCUCCGAUACGUCAAUUUCCCAGGGUUUUUUUUGGGAUUUUUAUGUCUCUUUAUGGAAAUAAUAACAGUAACAAUGGUCCACAAUGUAUCAAAGGAAUUCGAUUCUAAAGAUGAAAAAGCUUUUUUAUAUUGUCUUAUCGAAAACGAACAAACUCUGAAUGAGUUUCACGAAAAACUACCGAAAUUUACCGUGGAACUACCAAUGAUUCCCGAGAAUAUGCAGUUGAUCCAAAACAGUAAUAUAAGUCAAAAUAAUCCCAAACCUCAAUCAAAGAAAUAUACUGGAUUUCAUAUUUUAAAAGUGUUAUUUGUGAAUUUUAACUCAGCACUUUUGUUGUUUUCCAGCUUAUUUCUUUCAUUUUUUAUUGUUAACACUGAUAUAUGGCUACCAUUGUUGGUUAUAGAAAAAAUGAAUCUUUCCAUGAUCGAAAUGAACAUUAGUUUUUUUGGAGCUUCUGGUUUUUGCGUAUUUAUUUUGAUAGUUUUCAUUAGAAAGCCGUGUUCUGAUAAUAAUUUAAUAAUACUAUUGAUAAUUGUUUUAUUUGGUUUGAGUGUUGUAAGUGCAAGCUUUAUUAUUCUUUCACAUUACCCAGAUAAUAAAGUGUUAAAUUUUUUCCUAUGCAUUGUAUAUAUGCUUAGUUUUGGUGGUGCACCAAUAAUUACCGACGUUUUUUUUGUGAACACACUUGCUAAAAUGAUAAAACCAAAUAUACUAACAUUUGCAGACAGUAUUCGAUCUACAAUGGAUUCUACUGGAGUUUUAUUAGCAUUGAGUUGUUCCGCGUUUAUGUUUGAUUAUGUGGAUCUUUUUGGAACAUUGUACGUUAUUAUUAUGACAUUUAUUGGUUGUUUAUUUAUUAUCUGCCGAAAGCAAUUUAUUUGUCCUAAUCAGUUGAUAUAAAAAGUAACCUGUCGGUAGAGAUAAUAUUAUAGAUAAGUAUUUCAAUUUUUAUGAAAAAUAAUUUGAUAAGUUCAUUAACUUUUAAAUUAAACAAUAGUCAUAAGAUUUAACCCACUACUUUUAAAAUCUAAAACUAUUUGUGCCGUUUAUAUAACUGGGUGUUCAGCAAAAGUUAGCUUUAUCAUC